Benincasa hispida (wax gourd) is the source of this 1320-nucleotide messenger RNA. Its product is annotated as gibberellin 2-beta-dioxygenase-like. The record is from RefSeq and is a predicted model, not a curated record. NCBI's taxonomy places the organism in Eukaryota, Viridiplantae, Streptophyta, Magnoliopsida, Cucurbitales, Cucurbitaceae.
CUAAGGUAUAAAUACCAAGCAAACGAAGUGUUCUUCGCUGGUUCCAUCCGAGUUUCGUUCUUCAUUCUUCUCCCAUUAAAAUCCCUUAAAUUCCCUCUCAAUAUCCUCUCCAAUUCGAAUUCAAUCUUUUAGAAAUCCAUAGAAUCCGCCAUGGUUGUUCUGUCUCAGCCAACAUUAGAUUUGAACCAAUAUUCUCUUCUCCGAUCAACAUGCAAACCCACCGCCUCCUUCGCCGAUAUUCCUGAAAUUGACCUCUCAGAUCCAAACGCCAAGUCCCAUAUUAUCAAAGCUUGCGAAGAAUUCGGCUUCUUCAAGCUCGUAAACCACCGUGUUCCUGUCGAGUUGAUGACUAAACUCGAAGAUGAAUCCCUCUGUUUUUUUAAACUUUCAGAGUCUGAGAAAGAUAAAGCUCGCCCUCCUCACCCUUUAGGCUAUGGCUGUAAAAACAUCGGCUCCAAUGGCGAUAAGGGUUGGAUUGAAUAUCUCCUCCUUAACGCUAAUCCUCUCCCCAUUUUAUCCCAAAACUCUUUCCUCUGUGCGGCUGAAGAGUAUGUGAGAGCGGUGAAGAAGCUAAGCAGUGAAGUGGUGGAAUUAAUAGCAGAAGGAUUAAAAAUGGAGCCAAGAAACGGCAUAAGCAAGCUUCUAAACGACGAGAAAGCAGAUUGCUGUUUCAGAGUAAACCACUAUCCGCCAUGUCCAGAAAUGCAAUCUUUGGGCGGACGAAACAUGAUUGGAUUCGGAGAACACACAGACCCACAAAUCAUAUCGGUUUUAAGAUCAAACAACUCAAGCGGCUUACAAAUCUGCCUCAGAGACGGCGCGUGGGUUUCAGUGCCGCCGGACGCCGGGGCCCUCUUUGUGAAUGUCGGCGACGCGCUGCAGGUGAUGACUAACGGAAGAUUCAAAAGUGUGAAGCAUAAAGUGGUGGCGGAUCCGAACAGAGAGAGAGUUUCGAUGAUUUACUUUGGGGGGCCGCCGUUGAGUGAAAAGAUUACGCCAUUGCCGCAGCUUUUAGAAGAGGGAGAAGAAAGCUUGUACAAGGAAUUCACUUGGUGGGAAUACAAAACGGCGGCGUAUAAGACUAAAUUGGCUGAUUAUAGGCUUGGUGCCUUUGAAAAGAGUCCAAAUUCUUAAGACUUUUUUUUAAAAAAAAUAUAUAAAUUUGUUUCGUUGACCAAACUUUAAUUCCCUUUCCAUAAAUAGCAAUUCGUAUAGGGAUUUUCUUGUUUGUGAAGGAAUUAUUGAAGGGAGACUCACACAAUGCUGCCUUUGAUAAUCUUAUAUGGUUAGAUGUAUUUCCAACGUAUAUUUAAUGGUAAG